AGAAAGACAACAAGGACACACGUCUUUCUUCAAGCUAAUAAUAACAAGGACACUGAGGUUGUAGACAGGUCUUUUCUGUAGUUUGUUGAGUCCCCACUGUGUGUUUGGGGCACUGUAGCUUUAAUGCUGUGAACACGUGGAUUUACUCACAGUUACGAACCGGCGUUUUUACUGAUAACAGCCACUGACACUGCCACUAGGAAUUGAGAAUAUGGAGUACGUGCCAGAUGACAACUCCAGGUACAAAGAUGUCGACUACUGGGAUGAAAGGUAUAAAACAGAGCAGUCUUAUGACUGGUUGGGCAACUUCUCCAAAUUCCACCACAUUCUGGAAAAACACAUCGAGAAGGAAGACCCUAUUCUCAUACUUGGUUGUGGAAACAGCAGUAUGAGUGGCGACAUGUACAGCGCCGGCUACCACUCCAUCACCAACAUAGACUACUCCUCAGUGUGCAUCAGUACAAUGAGCGCCAGGUACAGUCACUGCCCAGGUAUGACCUGGCAUGAGAUGGACGUGCGCCAGCUCUCCUUCCCCGAUGCGUCCUUCGAUGUCAUCCUAGAAAAGGCCACGCUGGAUGCCAUCAUGGUAGAAGAGAAGACACCAUGGGAAGUGUCCACUCAGACUGCUGGUUUCAUUCACAAGGCACUCACAGAGAUUUGUCGCUGCUUGAAGCCUGGAGGACGAUUCAUCUCCGUCACCUUCGCCAACCCCUUUUUCAGGAAGCGCCUCUAUGCUCGCACAGAGUACAACUGGUCAAUUAAGAAGUAUACUUAUGGAAAAGGCUUUGAAUAUUUUGUGUAUGUAAUGACCAAAGGAGAGGAGCUCAGCCCAGAGGAUGCAGCUCUGGAGAAAAAGCUACUAGAGGACACCAAAUCCCCACCUACCAAGAUCGCCACAACACAAAAUGUCCCUGAGGAAGACUUCAUGUCUAAUAUUGAUUUGUAAAAUAACUGGAUUAUCUAAAGGAAUUUUAGGAAUAUAUUAUCCCUAUAAAUAAGCUCUAUACUGUGAUGACGACUUUUGUAAGAAGUAGCGACAAUGUAAUUUUCAUUGAGGUCUGGGUAUAGAUGUUCAUACAGACGUCUGCAAGGAAAGAUUACAGAGGACUUGUUUUAUACUGGAUUUUAACUACACAGCACCAGGGACCCUUAAUACAAAUAAAAUCUGUAUAAUGUCUGAUUUUAAAUGUCCUUGGUUUCCUGUGUGAUUUUAUUAUUUCUAUGUAGGGAUGUGGGACAGUACCUUCUCUCUCCGCUUCCCUACAGUGUCAAUGGUGUCAAAGUCAAUGCUAACAUAACUGCAAAGCUUAAAAAAUAUUAUGAUCUUGUGAUUUUUGCUUGCUGAUGUUAGCUUGCUUGCUAAUAUAGAAAAAUAGCUAGCUUCAUCCAGACUCCUGGGGCCGGCUUGCCAAUUGCAGGUUACUUUGUCAGCUGGUGUUGUGGGUCGGACGGCACCAGAUAACAUGGAUGCUCAAAUCCAUGUGGUGAAUGCAUUCAUUUGUCGUUUAUACAUCCCCAAGAUAACUAGUAGAGGCACAAAGCAAUCCGCCAAUGGCAGACAACAUCUUAAAAGCAGUGGCUCUUCUUACAGCGGCAUUAUCUGCAACUGCCUAAUAUAACCAAAGAUACUGGAAGGAAUUCUGCUUUAUCCUACCAUGAACAUUGUUUUAUAAAUGUUUAUACGAUUAUAUUGUUUAUACAGUUUAAUUGUGAUUGCUAUGGAGUAAUUUGUACUCUUAAUAACUAUGACUCAUCAUGGUUCUUCUGUCUGUGUCAUAAUUUUACGAAUCUGCUACUAUCAGCAUCUGUUCUAUUGCAGUUCAUAAUUUAAACCUUUAGCUUUUAUAAGAAUGUGUUACAUCCCAGUGUCCUGCCUAUACAUCAGAAAGAUCCAACAACCUACCAGUGUUGUGCAAUUUGCAAGACAAACUGGCCUGUCUAGACACAGUACAUAACCGCAGCACCAGCCUGCAUGUAAAGUCAGUUUUAAAGUCUAUUAAUAUGUCAGUCAGAGUGUCCCCUUCUGUUGGGGUUGUCCACAUCUGUCCCAUGUCUGCUUUAGAUUCCAGACAAAAUUUGCUAAUGGAGAUGUGCAGUGUUUCACACACCUGUCAAGCACGCUGGUGCUACGUGUGGACACAUACACAUGUCCAUCCAAGUAAUGGCUCACCCUGCACAUUAUUUGUUGAGGAAACAUGAGAUCAGUCUCGGGUCCUGUGCUCUCUGCUGCUUAAAUAUAGACCAGAAAGGGAGAUAGAGCCAGGCGUGCAGACAGGCAGGAAGGCUGGUGACUGGAGGGGGGACCACAUUGAUAAAGUAGAAAUCAUUUAUUUUUAAUUCUCCACUGAGAUCUAAUUACCGCCUAUUUUUAAGACUGGGGUGGGGGUGGGGGGGGGUUGUGAUUUUUCAGAUGGCUCUUCCGUUCCACGAUUUUUUGCUGGUGUAACGUGGUAGUUUGUUUAACCUUAACUUGUAUGUAAACGAGUCUCCCCACGAGGUCUGUUCAGUAGCUGUUUUGGAGCUUUUGAUCGUACUGAAUGAUCUUCCAGAGCUGAUUUUGCCCAGUUGUCAUGGGAUUGACUGUUGGCUAAACCCCACAACACAUGUGUAGCUUACAAUAAUAAAGGUCUCAGCUACCUCUUGAAAUUCAACAAUGAGUCCUUGAUUUCAUUCAGAGAACAACAAAGGCAGAUGUAAGUCCAUUAUAAAUAUAAGAACAGACAGUUACAUAACCAUGUUUGACUGGUUAGCCUGCUCACUGUUUCAGAGUUUGCGUUCACUUUUAACGUUACAAGAGAGGUUUUGUGAGGAUGAGGACUAACUUGUGUGUUUUGUUAAAGGUAACGCUAUCUCAUGUAAUGUUAGUUUGGGUUGCUGGAAUAAAGGUACCCAAAUUCAAUAAAGAGCUGCUAAUGUUACCCUAAACACUGGUAGCAUCCAUAACUGACUGCCAUCCAUCGGAGAAAACGACUCAGUGAAUGUGCUAGUUGCAAAAAGGGAUGUUUUUAAUGUAACCUGUGACCCCACACACUAAUGUAGUGUAAUGAUGUGCUCUUUGGUAGUACUGACAAAACAAUGUCACCACAAGAUCAUUUAAAGUUAAAGAGCUUUUCUAGAUCUUUGGAUUCCAUAAUAACUGGAGUCCAUCUGCUGAGCAAGAAUGUGUGACGUAAUUUAAAGCUACUGUUUCUAAUCUGUUGUGCUCGGACAAAAUAAGUUUAAAAUUUCCCUCUUUGUCUUUUAUACUGAAAGAAAUGUCCCAACUAAGUAAAGUUUGAUGUUGAUGA
This is a messenger RNA of Morone saxatilis (striped sea-bass), 3287 nucleotides long. RefSeq names its product endothelin converting enzyme 2a (gene ece2a). Lineage: Eukaryota; Metazoa; Chordata; Actinopteri; Moronidae. The record is from RefSeq and is a predicted model, not a curated record. The transcript is spliced from 4 exons. Gene Ontology annotation, molecular function: S-adenosylmethionine-dependent methyltransferase activity. The coding region runs from base 212 to 946 and encodes 244 amino acids.